Molecule: messenger RNA, 593 nt
Organism: Diceros bicornis minor
Lineage: Eukaryota; Metazoa; Chordata; Mammalia; Perissodactyla; Rhinocerotidae
Product: complement C5-like
Exons: 5
Coding region: 1-366 (121 amino acids)
Molecular function (GO): endopeptidase inhibitor activity
Source: RefSeq, a predicted model, not a curated record
AUGUGGGAAGCUGUCCCAGCACUGUUUGAUGAGCGGCGUGUAGACCUGCACCUGAGCCAAACCUUCGAACUUUGGGCCGCUGAAGCAGACCGUGUGAACUUAACCACUACGCCACCAGAUUUAUCAAACAUAUAUAAGAUAAGCAGCAGUGUAAGCAGCAUUUUUUUAGGAAACUGGUUAUGGAAAGUAUAUCAUGUUCCUAAAAGGCGUCAGCUGGAGUUGAUGCUACCUGAUUUUCUAACUACCUGGGAAAUUCAAGGUAUUGGCAUUUCAAAUAAAGGUCUGUGUGUUGCUGAUGUACUGCAGUUGCAGGUGUACAAAGACCAUUUCCUGGCCAUAAACAACAAUGUUCCAAGAGUCGAUUAAAAGGGACAGUUGCCAACAUCAAAACUGCAGGAACUUAACCCUCGACUCAGAAACAAUGGUUGGAGCUCCAGCAGCCACCUUGAACCAGGAGGUAACACUGAAGAUGGAAGCUAGAUGCUAGCAUGGUGGAACAGAAAGAUAAUGGCCCCUGCCUCUGAUGACAUGUGGAGCUGCUAUUCCAGCCUUGGACUUUUAUGUAAGAAAGAAAUAAACAUUUGUCUCAUGUA